GCAUUGCGUACAAUGGUGGAAGUAGUUCUGAUAUUCUGCGAAUCGGUGUCCCUCCCCCUGGCCAUUUAUAGAUAGCUAGCUUCUAACGUUAUUAGCUAGAUGAAUUACGCACUGUGAGGGGUUUUACAAUAAAUACAUGUCGUCGCUUUCUUAUAAAGUUGUUGUUGAGGAGUGACAAAGCAAGUCUUGACCCAAUUGGAUUAGUAGUUCAUAAAGAAAAGUUGAGGUCUUAUUUCAUAUAACAGUGUCUCAUAGCUCCCAGGGUGUGUGAGAGAGAGGAGGGAGUGGAAGGGGGCGCGACUGCUACAGUUUGAGAAGAGCGAGAAAGGUGUUCUGCCUUCACAUCCCCCCAGAGGAGAAGAGUAGCAUAGUCCUUCUCAGAGACCUGUAUUGCUGUGAUGUCAGAGGGAGACGGUAAACCCCUCCAGGUUCCGGAAGCCAAGGCAGAGACGGUGACCCCAAGUGGCCAGGGACCUGCGUCUGUGUGUCCCCCUGUAACGGGGCCCCCCGCCACCACCCCCACAGAGGAUGAGGAGGAGGAGAGCGAAGAUGAGUCGGAGAUCCUGGAGGAGAGCCCCUGCGGCCGCUGGCAGAAACGCAGAGAGGAGGUGAACCAACGGAAUGUCCCAGGGAUAGAUGCUGCCUACCUGGCCAUGGACACGGAGGAAGGGGUGGAGGUGGUCUGGAACGAGGUCAUGUUCUCAGAGAGGAAGAACUUCAAGCUGCAGGAGGAGAAGGUGAAGUCUGUGUUUGACAACCUGAUUCAGCUGGAACAUCUCAACAUCGUCAAGUUCCACAAGUACUGGGCUGACAUCAAUGACAUCAACCGUGCCAGGGUUAUUUUCAUCACUGAGUACAUGUCCUCGGGAAGUCUGAAGCAGUUUCUGAAGAAGACCAAGAAGAACCACAAGACUAUGAAUGAAAAGGCCUGGAAGAGAUGGUGCACCCAGAUCCUCUCAGCCCUCAGUUACCUCCACUCCUGUGAGCCGCCCAUCAUCCACGGGAACCUGACCUGUGACACCAUCUUCAUCCAACACAACGGACUCAUCAAGAUAGGAUCAGUGGCUCCAGACACCAUCAACAACCAUGUAAAGACCUGCAGAGAGGAGCAGAAAAACCUGCACUUCUUCGCCCCAGAAUAUGGCGCUGUUGCAGAUGUCACUACUGCAGUGGAUAUCUAUUCCUUUGGGAUGUGUGCCUUGGAGAUGGCAGUAUUGGAGAUCCAGGGGAAUGGAGAAUCUUCCUACGUCUCUCAGGAGGCCAUCAACAAUGCCAUACAGUCACUGGAAGACCUACUGCAGAGGGAGUUUAUCCAGACUUGUCUGGAGGCUGACCCAUUUAAGAGACCUACAGCCAGAGAGCUGCUGUUCCACCAGGCUCUGUUUGAGGUGCCCCUGUUGAAGCUGUUAGCUGCGCACUGCAUAGUCAGCCACCAGCACAUGAUCCCUGAGAAUGCCUUAGAGGAGAUCACUAAGAACAUGGACCCCAACCUCAUCAUCGCUGAGAUCAAGGAGGGUGUGCAGCUCAAACUGUCUCAGUUUCCUGCCUUGGAGCUGGAUAAGUUCCUGGAGGAUGUCCGGAAUGGCAUCUACCCCCUGACAGCAUUUGGCUUGCCCUCUCACCAGCAGCCCCAGCAGUCCCCUGUUAAGUCCCCCAUUGUCACCCCUUCUGUCAAAUCCCCCACCCCAGAACCUGCUGAACUAGAGACACGCAAGGUUGUUCAGAUGCAGUGUAAUAUUGAGCCGGUGGAGGAGGGUGCAAAACAUCAUCUGACACUACUGUUGAAGCUGGAGGACAAACUCAACAGACACUUAAGCUGUGACUUGUUACCCAAUGAGAAUGUACAGGAACUGGCUCUUGAGCUGGUACAACUGGGCUUCAUCAGCGAGGUGGACCAAAGCAGGAUGGCCACUGUGUUAGAAGAGGCCUUCACCAAGUUCUUCAGCAGGAACGGUUCCCUCAAUCCCAUUACUGUGUCCUCAUAACAGGAUCAACAUGGACCCCCACUCCAUUACCUAUAAUACCCCCUACAUGCUUGUUACAACCCUCCCUUUCUUACCCCUAAGGAUCCAUGGAUCCCCACUUCAGUACAUAUACACCUAUUGGCAGGCUUAGGCCUACACCUAUACCUCUGCUGGCCCCAACCACCACACAUGCACACGCCCCCUGCCUCAGACUCUUUCACCCAAAACCUUGUGUGGUGUCUUCUAUUUGUCUGGAGGACCAUAGAGCCUUAUUAUGGGGCUGUCCGAGUCAGUCCCACUCUGUUUAGUUCUCUCUAUAUACACAGUAGCAACUUCUUUUGGAAAGGAAGCCAACACAGUUAUCAUAUGUCAGUGUUACUUGUUUGUGUUUUAUAUCUUUGCCAUUUGCCUUCUCGGUGGCUGUAUACAUGCACAUGCUAUCCGCCUUAAAGUUCUCUGCUUCAGUGUGGUCACGCACAGCUGUGCAUGAAUGUCUGCAGUGAACUUACCUGUAGGUGACCAUUGUAGGCUGCGUUUAGACAGCCUGCCAUAUUCUGAUCUUUUUUUCCACUAAUUGGUCUUUUAACCAAUGAAAAAGAUCUGAAUUGGCUAUAUUUAUGUUACAAAUGUGUCAUUGUAUCUUUCCCAUUUUUGUUUUUUACACUCAGAGUUUACUGUGGUCUCAACUGAUGGAGCCAAUAGUCUGGGAGGGGCUGUAUUUACAGGCUGUCAGUCAAAGCAGAGGAACAAGCUGAAUGAUUUACUGGAGCUGUCCAAUGGCUGGAGCUGUAGUUAAGAGGUGUUUGGGUGGUGAACAGUAUUCAUGCCUCUGAUUUGUUAUCACAACUUUAUCUGUUCUGUAAAAAAAUAUAUACUUUACAUUGUUUGGCAAACCUUAUUUCUUAUAGUGGACUUGGAUAAAGAAAUGGUUUCCUUUGGACGUUCCGUUGAAUAUUCUGGCUAUUGAGAAAGUGUUUUUUUGUUGUGUACAGCAAGUAAGGGUUUUACUUUACUGUACACAUCCAAAGAGGAGUUUGUAUGAGGAGUAAAUAUAUAGAUAUAAGUGGAUAAAUUGUUAAUGUAGUGGCCUGGCUGUGUGACUGGUACUGCUUUAGCCAAGCUGUUGUCUUGCCAAAUGCAACAAUUAAAUGCUGUUGAACGCAGUUAGGUAACCUGGGUCACGUUCAGUAGGACACAAUGUUGUGAAAUUAAAAUCUGUUUUACGGUUACUGUAAUAUUCAAUGUGCUUUUUUUUCUUUAUAGUAGUCUAUCUAUGUUCUGAGGAGCACUUGGGCAGUGUAGUUAGUGGUUGAGAAAGAGGGUGUGUGUGCGUGCGCAUGAGAAGUAAGUUUGUGCUCGUGUGCCUUCUGACAAGUGUGUAUCCUAUGACAGCCUCUGCAAUGUAUGACUUUCUGUUUCCUCUUUAAAUGGUUUGUAUUUUCUAUUUGUAAAUAAAUAUGUAAUGCACCA
Molecule: messenger RNA, 3434 nt
Organism: Oncorhynchus tshawytscha (Chinook salmon)
Lineage: Eukaryota; Metazoa; Chordata; Actinopteri; Salmoniformes; Salmonidae
Product: nuclear receptor-binding protein
Exons: 19
Coding region: 399-1985 (528 amino acids)
Biological process (GO): intracellular signal transduction; protein phosphorylation; endoplasmic reticulum to Golgi vesicle-mediated transport
Cellular component (GO): cytoplasm; endomembrane system
Molecular function (GO): protein kinase activity; ATP binding
Source: RefSeq, a predicted model, not a curated record